AAAAAAAUCCUAUAGGCCUGAGCUCAGUGAUACAUUACUGGACCAUCAAAUUAUUUCCCUAUUGAGGAAAACAGAAGCUGUCUUAGAUAAUUCUGUGUUCCAGGCUUUCAGCAGAGAAGACAAAGACACUCACUGUACAUCGUCAAGUUCUUGGGAGACAUGAUUUUAACCAGGGUAUAACUUAAUUAUGCAAAGGAUUUAUAGAAAGCCUGGCAGAAAUAUUUCUUUAUUUGGGUAGGGGCACUGUCAGAUUAAAGGCGCAGCAGGCCUGAGUGCUGUCUGUUGCAGCCCUGUCUUUCAUCGCAACGAUGCAAGUGUCUUCUCUGUGCUGGUGGAUUAUUAACAGAGGUUAUUGGUCUCCAUGGCAAAGCGAUUGAGCGAUUGCUCCAAAAGUAAUCUCAUUUAUGGGGGUGCAUAAAAAAAAAAGGACGUCAGGUCAGACAGAAUGUAUAAAUGUCCAUCGCUGCUAGAUUUGGAAGGCUGAAGCAAGUCCAAGGACACAGCUCAUAGACAUUUCAUUCUCAGCCUCAAAAUACUGAUUGAAUUGGGGACGGUUCCUAGAACACUCGGCCAAAAGACUCGAAGAGACUCCACGAAGGAGGCAGCGAGGAGCCUUUGUUCGCUGCCCUGUACUGACCUCCCCCAGCAUGUGUACGGGGGGCUGCGCCAAGUGCCUGGGGGGCACCCUCAUUCCCCUGGCUCUGUUUGGUUUUCUGGCUAACAUCCUGUUAUUUUUCCCUGGAGGAAAAGUGAUAGAUGACAACAACCACCUUUCUGAUGAGAUCUGGUUUUUCGGAGGAAUAUUAGGAAGCGGGGUCUUGAUGAUCUUCCCGGCGCUGGUGUUCUUGGGCCUGAAGAACAAUGACUGCUGUGGGUGCUGCGGCAACGAGAGCUGUGGGAAGCGGUUUGCGAUGUUCACCUCCACUAUAUUUGCCGUGAUCGGAUUCUUGGGUGCUGGAUACUCCUUUGUCAUCUCAGCCGUGUCAAUCAACAGGGGUCCUAAAUGUCUCAUGGUCAACAGCACAUGGGGAUACCCCUUCCACGAUGGGGACUAUCUCAAUGACCAAGCCUUAUGGAGCAAGUGCCAAGAUCCUGCUGAUGUGGUUCCUUGGAAUCUGACCCUCUUUUCCAUCCUGCUGGUCGUAGGAGGGAUCCAGAUGGUUCUUUGUGCCAUCCAGGUGAUCAAUGGCCUCCUGGGGACCCUCUGCGGAGACUGCCAGUGCUGUGGCUGCUGUGGGGGUGAUGGACCAGUUUAAACCCCUGUGAUGAGCUGCUCUAACCUACUCCAUGAGGGAAGAUACGUUAAACUUAUUUUUCUCUUCCGGAGCUUGUUAUUCCUGUUUGCCUCCUAACCAGCGAAGCAGAGGGUGGGCAGAGUUACUCCUUACAAGCCAGCUUUACUUGAGUUAGAGUCUUGUCAUCUUCAAAUAAAAAACAGGCCACUUAACAAAUUUGAUUUAUAAAUCUUCCAAAUUAGCUUCUUUUUACAAUUUAAGAUGUUCAAAACACAUUGUUCAUUUUUUUCUUAAAAGUGUAAAAUGUAUAAAGUCACACGUGUUCUCACACUGCUUCUUUGUAUAUAAAGGUGUUUAAAUACAUAAAACAUAAUUUAAAGUAGGAAAGCUUAUUACAAUGAGAAGCUAAGACCAAUUUUUGUCUUCACAAUUUAUGGGGGGAAAGAAUGAUCAAUAUAUCAUAAAUAUGUUUUAUUUGA
Nycticebus coucang (slow loris) is the source of this 1714-nucleotide messenger RNA. It is a transcript of the gene TM4SF4, whose product is annotated as transmembrane 4 L six family member 4. The record is from RefSeq and is a predicted model, not a curated record. Gene Ontology annotation, cellular component: membrane. The transcript has 5 exons. The coding region runs from base 648 to 1256 and encodes 202 amino acids. NCBI's taxonomy places the organism in Eukaryota, Metazoa, Chordata, Mammalia, Primates, Lorisidae.